UUUGUUACCUAGUCAGCAGGGCAGAGAGGAUUCCACAGAUAAACCCAGCCUUACUGCUUCUCCCCGGCUCAACUGGUUAUUUCUCAGCGGCAGCUCUUACUCAUCUGAAUCUAGGUGGAGCUCCCUUCCUCCCUCCCUGCUGUGCCCUCUCCUGAUUAAAAAGCUUUUCUCAAGCAUCUGCACACGCGCUUGUAGGUACCGGUGCUCACUUUGCAGAAGCACCCAUUGCUUCACGUCGCUGAGUCGGUGGCAGUGACGGCCAUCGUUGUCCCACCAGCCUCCCCCUGCCCUGGAAGAUGGUGAAGUACGGCCUCGACUACACGCGGUGCAGAUGGAUCCUACCCCUGCUCCUGGGCAUAGGCGUCAUCUUUGGUAUCAUUGCGCUGGCGGGCAGGGGCUGGCUGGAGUCGCAGACCUUGCCCUACGUGCACCAAGCGUCGUUAUGGGAGAGCUGCAGGAGGCCUGAGCAGGGUGGGGAAUGGACCUGCGAGUCCCUCAUGGGUUACGCUUGGGGAAGAGCUGCUGCUGCCACAUACCUGGUCGGCUUUAUACUUCUAGUCAUCUGUUUUGCUCUGGCCAUCAUAGCAUUUGCCAUUGACACACUUCGAUUCAACUUCAUACGUGGGAUUGGAGGCUUGCUUUUUGUCGCUGCUGUGUUCUCCGUCAUGGGCCUGGUCAUUUAUCCAGUGAAGUUCUCAACUGAAAUUGAAAUGACAGGUAUCAAUAUGUUCAGCUGGGCCUACGGCUUUGGCUGGACCACCGCCAUUAUGGAAAUAUGCUUGGGAUUCUUCUUCUGCUGCCUUCCUAACUAUGAAGAUCAGAUCUUGGGUAAUGUGAAGCCCACAUAUUUUUACUCUUCCCCAUAAACACCAGGAAAAAUAUGUUCAUAUUCCAGAGAUAUCUGACAGACCAGCUAUGUUUUCCAGAAUAUUGUCAUCAGAUGUUAGUAGAAAAGGCUGGAAACUCUUCAAAUGCGUGUAGAAAAAUGGUACUGGCAUUCUGCAAUAAAGUUAUCUACUCUAUUUUGGACCUUCAUAUCUGAUGUGGGUUGGUUAGAUAAAGUCUAAACAUUAAAAAACCUCGUGUUUCCUCAUUCAUUCCCAUGACUGGGGUGUAUGUGGAUUCCAUUGCAUCUUAAAUGCAUUCAUAUUUCUAAUUAAAUUCAGAAAAGCUUUUCAAACGGCCAAUAAACAAAACAACAUAUAUCAUCUUCCUGAAGGAAAGCAGCUCACAAAAAUCCCAUUUCAUAGGUAUCAUCUUUAACCUGAAGAUUUUGCACAUUUUUCAAGAAGGCAAAUACCUUUAUCCACUGACUGCCAAAGUAGUAAAUUAGUCAGCCAGCACUUCAUAGGUUUGCUUUCAUUUUUCAUUCAUUCACUUAAGCCAUAGGGACAGGGUAAGAAAAGGACAAGAGGAAGCCCCCUACCAAAGCCAGCAUCUUGACUUUUACCCAUCCAUGUGGAAUGUAAGUAUUUAUUUCUAAAUUUUUGUAAGAGUAAGCAAGAACCAUCGGUAAACCCUUAAAAAUCCUGGCAUGCCACUACUAGGGCCACAGAGUGACCAGAGGCGAUUUCAAACCACCCCUGCAACCUACAGACCUGGUUUGAAGAGGCUCCUCCUGUGGCUUUCUUCAUGGGCAUCUGCCUCUUUUAUCCACUAUAUCAAAACCUAUGGCAGUAAAAAGCUCUGUUAUAGUGGUCCAGCUCUUUUAUCCAGCAUAGAAGGGUCAGGAAGGACUUAAGCAGAGGUAUGAUUCCCCCACACAUCAGAAGUUGAGCUGGAGCAGUGUGAGUGUAGGUAUCAAACAUUUGUUAAAAGGCCCCUUUUUCAUUGGUUUGCUGUUUGUAAGUAUUUUAAAAGUGGGAAGCGUAUAUUGUCGUACAUAACUGUAAAAUGCAUAAAUACCCCUUACCAUCUCAUAGUAAGGCUCUCAUGGAGAAAAUCACAUCAUAAACCACCUUUCAGUAUCUUAUACUCCACAGUGCUGCAAGCCUCGAUAUAUUGAAGUGUACUCAAGAUUCUGUUGGUUUCUGCCCUGUUAAUCCUAACUUUAUAAUGUUCCAUUUCUUCUCUUAAGUGAAAAAAUGGAUAAUUUUGCUAUGUGGAAAAAGAAGUCUGAUCAAAAUCCUUAGCUACAGAGGAUUAUUAGCUUGUUACAUAUCUGCAAUUUUGUAACUAUGCAUACUUUAUUAAAAGUGCCCUGCCAAGUAUUCUUUACUGCAAAGAGUGAGAGGAAGAAAUUUUUUUUAGUAAAAAACUUCUGGGUAGCUAAAAUUAAUCAAGGUACAGGACUUAACUUGUUUUGAAGCAGCUAAUUCCACUCACUUUUAUGGAGUGUCUUCUAACUUUGAUCAGUAAACAUGAGAAAUGAGAAAUCAGAUCAAUGGGGAGAGUAUAUGCAACAGGGAAUAGUUAGACAAGAACUUGCAAAUACAUUAAGAAGAUGUUUCCUACUUGGAAGGAAAUUAAAAUGAAAUAGAUUUGAGAAAGCAGUUUGUAUAAAAUGGCUUGCAAUUCUUUGUGUAAUAUUAUCUGUUCAGGAAAAGAAUUAUCAUAAAUCUUUUCAUUAUGCUUAUUAUACCUAAUAAAUGAUGGUAUCUAUGUAUUGUUUCAAAAA
This is a messenger RNA of Aquila chrysaetos chrysaetos, 2617 nucleotides long. Its product is annotated as p53 apoptosis effector related to PMP-22-like. Lineage: Eukaryota; Metazoa; Chordata; Aves; Accipitriformes; Accipitridae. Gene Ontology annotation, cellular component: membrane; cell-cell junction. The coding region runs from base 297 to 866 and encodes 189 amino acids. The transcript has 3 exons. Gene Ontology annotation, biological process: cell-cell adhesion. The record is from RefSeq and is a predicted model, not a curated record.